UUGAAAUGUUUCUCAACUGAGCUUGAUGUCAAGAAUCUUCUACUUUUACUUAAACACAUCAGGUCGUGUAAGUCACCAUGCGAGGAAAGAGUUCUUUACAUGUGCAGGUGAGUCUUUAUAAACGCUUUUUAAAAAAUGUAUCAUGAAGGAUGAUUAUUCUCCUUUUUAAAAUAUUAAAUAAAAGAAUAUUUGUUUAGAAAGCAAUUUGAGAUCGGACCAUAUUUCAAAAACCUAUUAAAAUGUUACAUCAUGUUUUACAAUUUGCGCUAAAGCUUGUUUGUCAAUAACAAAAUAAGGCCAUAGCUAGAUGUUAAUAUCUUUCAUUAAGCUAUAUUUAUAAUUGUUUACUUUGAUGUAGAGAUGGCACCAAGUACAGUGGACUGGCUUGUGUACUGGCUUUGUUGUUGGACAGAAUGGACAAUGAUCUUCGCUUGACCGUACCACUUGUUGUGGGAGCCAUUAAGUCUAUUAGACCACAGGUCAUCCCCACACUGGUAAUAAAGUUUUUACACAUAUCAAAAUUUAAAAAAAAACACAAUUAUCCGUUGUACAUUAAAUUAAAUUAAACAUAACUGUAUUACUUCAUAAUAAUUCAUAAAAUAUCUUAUAUUGUGUGGUUGAUUAAUUUCAAAGUAGUAUAUAAUUUUCACUGUAUUAUGUCUAAAACACUUAGAUACUAUUGCCUUUGCAAAAAGUCAAUGGGUGAUAUUUAACUCUCUAUUUUGUCCUUUGUCAACCAGGAUCAGUACAGAAUACUCUACCAAGUGUUACAUCGUUACACUGAGUCUACGUCAUCCUACACUAAC
Molecule: messenger RNA, 806 nt
Organism: Lymnaea stagnalis (great pond snail)
Lineage: Eukaryota; Metazoa; Mollusca; Gastropoda; Lymnaeidae
Source: the annotation of a GenBank genome assembly